Fusarium oxysporum Fo47 is the source of this 1068-nucleotide messenger RNA. RefSeq names its product MARVEL domain-containing protein. NCBI's taxonomy places the organism in Eukaryota, Fungi, Ascomycota, Sordariomycetes, Hypocreales, Nectriaceae. The coding region runs from base 184 to 657 and encodes 157 amino acids. The record is from RefSeq and is a predicted model, not a curated record. The transcript is spliced from 2 exons. Gene Ontology annotation, cellular component: membrane.
CGCCCAUCGGGCCUAUUCUCACGACGAUUCCUGUCUUUUUUCUUUCUCUUAUCUUAUGUUAUCGUUGGGGUUGAACAUACUUACGUCGUUAUCAUCUAUCGCAUGAGUUGAACUUGUAACCUUCAACUUUUACUCUCUCUCUCUCUGUCUGCGCUGUUUCUUGGACCAAAUAAUAUUGCCACCAUGAGUCGGAUCGCUUUUCUAUCGCUGCGAGCUCUGCAGCUAGCUUUAUCUAUUGCUAGUAUCGGUCUGAGCGCGUAUGUUGUCAACGAUUAUAACCAGCGAAGCCGAAACUCAGCGCCAUCACCGUUUACCUAUCUCAUGGUCUCUUCCAUAUUCUCGAUUAUAUCGGUUGCCUAUCUCUCACUCACUCCUCUAUUCGUACCGCGCAUCUACCACCAAUAUGCCGCUGUAGUCGUCGAAUCUGUCAACGCCGCUCUGUACUUUGCCGGAUUCAUCGCCAUCGCCGUGUUUAUCGGAUCGCUUAUCAUGUGUGAGGGGACUGUUUGCUCUUGCGCUCGUGCCGAUGCCGUUGUUGCUGCGGGUCAGUUCACGGCGUGGAUCACAACAACUGCUUUCACUGCCAAGGAUCUAUUUAAGAAGGCUUUCCAAGAACCCAAGAAGGAUGACGAGGGUCGAGAAAUGGGGCAGGCAUAAGAAAUCGAGCAGGAAGUACAUGAACACCACAUAACAAAAGCCCGGGACUUGGUCCUCGAAUGAUGGAAUUGAAUCUCUAUUGGAAAGGAUAGAUGGGUAUUAAUGACAGGCGUUUGGGCAUUUUAGGAAAGACAAAAUGGCAGUGCUAUAUUGAGUGGCCUGGCUAUACUGUCAAAGGAGUAUAUCGGCAUGGGAGAUAUCAUACCCAACCUGAAUUUCUGGGCUGGAAUGGGAAACUCGGCGUUUUCUGCGUUAUAGUUUCACAGCCUUCUGUAGCAGAGGCUGAUAGCGCGUUUGAUAUGAAAGUCAAAGAAGCUGUUGAGUUGGACUGGCUUCUAAUUCAUUCAACCAAAACCAUUGAGCUAUUGCGUUCGGUCGCUUCGGCGUAUGUGAAGAUCACGACAUGUGUAC